CCGUGAAAUUUUGAAACUUGGAAUGAUUAUUCGAUCAUGUGUCAUAAUGAAUGAAAAUUACAGUGCAAAAAAAUGAAUAAAAUAAUAAAUUUUAGAAUACUUCCACAGCUCAAACUUAUUUUGAAACGAUCAUGCCAUUGUCAUUGUGGUUCUGCAACACCUCCUCAAAGAUUUGGCUGUUGCGGUUUGGUUCCAGAGCUUCUUGCCAAAGCACCAUGUGAAGCCCUCUUCGUUGCUUAUAGGAGGGUCUGUGCAGACUUGGGGAAUGAGUUGAACCCAAUAGAUUGCAAAGAUGAACCAUGUGUUAAAUGGUGUGCUAAUCCUGAUAAGCUUUAUACACUUAUUAUGUUAGAUCCGGAUGCACCCUGCAGGGUUAUGCCAUCAUGUAGGAGCUGGUUACAUUGGUUGGUGGGCAAUAUCCCCUGCGGGGCAAUCGAAAGAGGAAGAACCAUUGCUUCAUACGUUGGUCCAGCUCCUCCAAGGAAUACAGGAUUUCAUAGAUAUACUUUUUUGGUAUACCAACAGUGUUGCGAAGUGAAUUUUAAAGAGAAAUUCAUCUCAAAUUGUUGCGUUGAAGGAAGACCCAAGUUCAGUUUAGAAUGCUUUGUACAAAGAUACAGUUUGGGAGAACCACAAGCUGGCAACUUCUUUAAAGCCGAAUGGGAUUGCUACGUUGAAAAUAUAAAUCGACAAUUGGGAUUAAAAUAACGAUAGAUUUAUUAUAACUUACCGCAAAACAUGAAAUACACAUUUGAUAUUCUA
This is a messenger RNA of Harmonia axyridis, 762 nucleotides long. RefSeq names its product protein D3-like. Bases 73 to 708 code for a protein of 211 amino acids. The transcript has a single exon. Lineage: Eukaryota; Metazoa; Arthropoda; Insecta; Coleoptera; Coccinellidae. The record is from RefSeq and is a predicted model, not a curated record.